AUGAAAAGCAGAUUAAGAACAAAAAUUUGGUGGCCGAAAUGCUAUAAAGACUCUGAAAAUCUUUGUAAAGCCUGCAAAGGGUGUACCCUAGUUUCUGCACCCAACCCACCUAAUCCACUAAAGCGCCGUGAAUUACCAACAGAACCCUGGAUUGAUGUAGCAAUCGAUUUGAUGGGACCACUGCCAAGUAACGAUUAUAUUUUUGUAAUCGUUGACUACUACAGUCUAUACAAGGAGGUAAACAUUUGUCGAACCAUAACAAGCUCAGUUAUCAUCGUGCUUUUAAAAGAGAUAUUCAGUCGUUUGGGAAAUCCUGUUUCCAUUACAGCAGACAAUGGUAAACAGUUCAUAAGUGCUGAAUUAAAUGAAUUUUGUAAAGAGCAAAACAUAAGAAUUUACCAUACGAUCCCCUACUUCCCCCAACAAAAUGGUGAAGUAGAGAGACAGAACAGGGACAUUCUUAAGAGAUUGAAGAUAAGUCAAGCUGAAAAGAAAGAUUGGAAGGAAGCCUUAAGUGAAUACAUGAUAAUGUAUAACAGUACCCCCCAUACGGUAACAGGCAAAACACCAUCUGAAUUGUUUUUUAGUAGACAGUUCCGAGAUAAACUACCAAUGAUGAGAAACAUAACUUACAAUCCAAGAGACGAGGACAUAAGGGACAGGGAUAGAGAAUGUAAAGAAAAAGGUAAAGAGUAUGCGGAUCGGAAAAGGCGAGCUCAAGAUUGUGAUCUGCAAGUCGGUGAUAAGGUGUAUAUUAAAAACAUGAACAAAAGUAAUAAACUAAGUUUAAACUACGAGCCAACUUCACAUACAAUCGUGUCAAAUAAUAAUGGAGAUAUCGAAAUAAGAAAUGAUGAAACGGGAAAUAAAAUAAGACGGAAUGUGGUCCACCUAAAGAAGGUAGAAGGACAAUGGAAAGCUUUGGAUACAGAAAGCACAGAAGACGGAGAUGUUGUACGUGAACACUCAGAAUUAUCAGACAAAUCUAAUUAA
Messenger RNA from Eupeodes corollae, 993 nucleotides. RefSeq lists its product as uncharacterized. The transcript has a single exon. Gene Ontology annotation, molecular function: nucleic acid binding. The record is from RefSeq and is a predicted model, not a curated record. Gene Ontology annotation, biological process: DNA integration. Bases 1 to 993 code for a protein of 330 amino acids. Lineage: Eukaryota; Metazoa; Arthropoda; Insecta; Diptera; Syrphidae.